This is a messenger RNA of Ailuropoda melanoleuca (giant panda), 942 nucleotides long. RefSeq names its product olfactory receptor 1009-like. The record is from RefSeq and is a predicted model, not a curated record. Gene Ontology annotation, molecular function: G protein-coupled receptor activity; olfactory receptor activity. Gene Ontology annotation, cellular component: membrane. Lineage: Eukaryota; Metazoa; Chordata; Mammalia; Carnivora; Ursidae. Gene Ontology annotation, biological process: G protein-coupled receptor signaling pathway.
AUGGCCAAUGGGAACUAUACAAGAAUCACAGAGUUUAUUUUCAUAGGCUUAAAAUAUCAUCCUCGGAUGCAAGUCUUCCUUUUCUUGCUCUUUCUACUUUUUUACCUUGUUACCAUGACAGGAAACUUGGGUAUGAUUAUUCUCAUCCAGAUGGAUUCCCGCCUUCACACGCCCAUGUACUUUUUCAGUCACCUGUACUUGGUGGACAUCUGCUUCUCAUCAGUGGUGGGUCCCAGGAUGCUCAGUGACUUCUUUGCUGAAAGGAAGGCCAUCUCCUUCCUGGGCUGCGCUUGGCAGCAAUGGUUCUUUGGAUUCUUUGUGGCCAUCGAGUGCCUUCUGCUGGCGUCCAUGGCCUAUGACCGCUAUGUGGCCAUCUGUAAUCCGUUGUUGUAUUCCGUUACCAUGUCGCAGAGACUUUGCAUACAGCUGGUGGUUGGACCCUAUACUGUUGGGUUCCUGAGCACCAUGACUCAUGCAACAGCUGCUUUCCGGCUUCCCUUUUGUCGCUCCAACAUUAUCAACCAUUUCUUCUGUGACAUGUCCCCCCUUCUUUCUCUGGUAUGUGCUGACACCUGCAUCAAUAAAUUGUUGGUUUUCAUUGUGGCUGGAGCCGUCCUGGUUGUCAGUAGCCUGACCAUUAUAAUCUCGUAUUUUUACAUCCUUACUGCCGUCCUGAGGAUCCGCUCCGCCGAUGGGAGGCGCACAGCCUUUUCCACCUGCUCCCCCCAUCUCACCGCGGUGUCCAUCUUAUACGGGACUCUCUUCUUUAUCUACGUGCGGCCAGGUGCAAUUUUUUCUCUGGACGUCAAUAAAGUGGUGUCCGUGUUCUACACCGCGGUGAUCCCCAUGUUGAAUCCUUUCAUCUACAGCCUGAGGAAUAAAGAAGUGAAAGCUGCCAUGCGCAGAACGAUCGUCAGGAGGCAGCUUUGCAUCAGAAGCUAA